AUGCAGGGGCAACAUAUCAAAGGCUCGUCAACCGAAUCUUUGCCAAACAUGAUCAGUCAGAGAGGGAUCGAGGCGAAUCCCGAAAAAAUCAAGGCCAUAAUCGACAUGGAGAUGCCGAAGACACAAAAGGACAUUCAGAGCCUUACCGGACGUGUCGCCACCUUAACACGCUUCAUUUCCAAGGCUACCGAUAAGUGUGUACCGUUCUUUAAAGCCUUGAAAGGAGGCAAACAACAUAUCGCAUGGACUGCCGAAUGCGACAAGGCAUUUCAAGACUUAAAGAACUACAUGAGUAGAGCAUCAUUGUUGUCGAAGCCACUCCCAGGAAAGGUUCUAUUUCUUUAUCUUUCGGUAUCUAGCAAUACCGUUAGGUCGGUGUUGAUACGAAAACUAGAGAAAGCAGAACUACCGAUCUUCUACGUUAGUAAGGCAUUGCAGAACGCAGAGAUCUGGUACCCCUAUUUGGAACAGCUAGCUUUAGCUCUCAUUGUCUCAGCACGAAGGCUCCACCCAUACUUCCAAGCGCACGAAAUCACGGUCUUGACCAAUCAACCGCUUCGGCAGGGUUGUGGAGCUAGUCUUGUGUUAACUACUCUGGACGGAGCCAAGGUCGAAUAUGCCCUCCGAUUCAACUUCAGAACCUCCAACAACGAGGCAAAGUAUGAGGUUCUUUUGGCUGGCCUUAGACUAGCUAAAAGCAUGAACGCGAAGCAGAAAUUCCAGGCUUAUGAGAUUCGACAGAUCCCCAGAAUAGAAAACAGUCACGCUGAUGCGCUGACGCGAUUAGCUUCGACAAUCGAUGACAAGGUCGGGAGAAGGUUGCAGGUGGAAAUCUUAGCUCAACCAAGCACAGAAACUUCCGAAGCACGGAAGCUGCGAUAUCGAUCGACAAGAUGUACAGUCAUCAAUGAUAUCCUUUACAAGCGCAGCUACACAACUUCAUAUCUGAAAUGCAUCACCACCGAACAAGGGGACUACGUCCUUCAAGAGAUCCACGGCGAUGUAUGUGGUGACCAUUCAGGGUCCCGGUCGCUAGCACAUAAGGCUUUUUGGCAGGGAUAUUACUGGCCAACUAUGCAUCAGGAUGCGGAUACACUACUCCCUCAGUCAAAUGGUCAAGUCAAAGCGAUAAACAAGAUCAUUAAGAAACUGUUUAAACGACAGCUCAACAACGCCAAAGGCGCUUGGCCGGAGAAGCUUCCCGAAGCGCUAUGGGCCAGCCGGACAUCCUUCCGAACGUCCACAGGGGAAGCCGUCGUCCCUGUUGAGAUUGGUGAGCCUUCCUACCGAAUGGAAAGUUUUGAACCCAAGGCGAAUGAGGAGGCCCUUGCAUUAAAUCUUGACCUGAUCGAAGAACGAAGGGCGCAAGCCAACAUUCGAAACAAAGCCUAUAAGUAG
Molecule: messenger RNA, 1398 nt
Organism: Prunus armeniaca (apricot)
Lineage: Eukaryota; Viridiplantae; Streptophyta; Magnoliopsida; Rosales; Rosaceae
Source: the annotation of a GenBank genome assembly